AUGAACAAACCAGAAGUCUUUAUGAGAAAGCUUCCAAUCACCCCAGGAUAUUCUGGAUUCAUGCCUCUCAGAUCCAGCAGAAUGGGGGCUUCUUACAGACAGGACACCACUUACUGUCUGCACACAUUCAAUAAUAUGACUCAGAGACAGAAAGAUCAACGGGAUGCAUUGCGAUGCAAAGCACUCACCACAGAGAGACUACAAGCAGUCUGUUCCAAGGAAACGGUUUUAAGGAUGAUACAUGAUUAUUAUCUCCGCUACCACCCAAAUCAGAUAGAAGGGAAAUAUGAAAAGAAACCUUUACAAGAACCACCCAUUCCUGGCUGGGAUGGCUACCUGCCAAGAGCCAGGGUUACAGAACUUGGCUGUGGGGAGCGUUAUCAUGUGGUGGCAAAAAAGAGUUAUGCAGAUUUCUUGAACAUAACAGAAACACACAAGAGAGGUCCAUUUAAACGAUAUCAGAGCAUAAUGGGAGAGCAACCACUUAAAACUGCCCCAACAAUUCCAGAUUUUUGCCAAAAAACAAAUCUAAACCGUCCAAAUGAAGACACCAAUAUAAAACCCAUUGAGGAGAGCCAAGCACCCCUUCCAUGCCGCAUCUCUCCAAAACCGUAUCAUGGACCUUGUGGAUUUCGGAAAUACCUAGAUCCACUGCCCUACACAGGCUACGCAGGGGGUGGUUCUAUAUUCUUCAAAGUUGACAUAAAUGGAGGCCCCAGCGAGAUUCGAAGUUAUGGCUGCCUAAGGCGCCUUUUAGUGGAAUCCAGACAUAUGGUGCCCACAGGAAUGCAUUGA
Molecule: messenger RNA, 795 nt
Organism: Gracilinanus agilis (Agile Gracile Mouse Opossum)
Lineage: Eukaryota; Metazoa; Chordata; Mammalia; Didelphimorphia; Didelphidae
Gene: SPMIP5
Product: chromosome 2 C10orf82 homolog
Exons: 6
Coding region: 1-795 (264 amino acids)
Source: RefSeq, a predicted model, not a curated record